AGCUGUAUUGAACGGACAUCUGUGUCUGGCUUUGUUACUCUUUCAUCGCUCUCAUUUUCCAGUGUUUCUUUAAUUAAAACCCUAAGCCGUUUUCUGCUUGCUUAUUUUUCCUGCUGAAUUAAAAACCUUGCUUCAUUGUUUGUGUUUAGUCUCAGUAAAUUUUGGGAUUUACAGUGGUCAGGGCAUAUGAUCCUGCUGCGAUUAAAUUUAGACGACUUGAUGCACUUAUCAGUUUAAAGCAGAGUUUGUGCACAUACUUCCACGUCAGAGCACUUUAGAGGAAGUUCGAAAUACAAGAGAGUGAUGGGAGGCUCGGAUGGGUCAGUUUCUCAGAAAGAAUGGAUGGCCUCAGAGAAUUGGGCAAACGGUGACGAGUUAGAGCUGGUUAAUGACGAUGGGUUCGUCUACAAGCGUCGGAAAAGGUCUCAACUUGACCCGACUGUUACCGCUGCUCCGAAGCUACCAGAUCCAGCGGUUGAGAAGAAGAAUCGCCUGGAAAGGAAAAAAAGGGCGUUGCUGAAAAUAAAAGAGAAAUAUGAAAAAGAGAUCCAACAGUGGGAACUUCUAUCAAACACCCUGAAGGCAAUGCAGCAAAAUGCAGAAACUCAACAACAGGAAACCGCCACAAAUUCGCCUGACCCGCCGGCCACGUCAUCUGAUCCGACUUGCCUGCCACUUGUUGAUCAGCUCCUUAUUCAGGUUGAAGCACAGGAGGCAGUAAUUGGCAACAUAUCUAAACUGUGUGACAUUGUGGAAGCCUUCUGUGAUGCGCAAGAAGAAAAGAAGAAACAGUCCGUGUUGGACCUCCCAAUUUGGGCACACACACCUAGUGACCUCAUUUCUUCAUUAUGUGAAGAUUGAGUGAGUGUCUGUAAGCUUGUGGAAAGCAAAAAAAGAUGUCACUGUAAAUUCAAUUGUUCCCAUAGGGUUAGUUGUUCAUUUAGGAGGCAGGCUUUACAGUAAGUUGCUACUGGUGAAGUCUCUUUGGAGUAGUAUGAUAGCUUCAUUUUAGUUAUUGCUUAAAACCUAACAUGAUUCAAGUUACGCUAUAUUCUAUUUGAGAAUGAUUGUAAUUACAAACGACCAAGUCUGUUCAGUUUGUUGCGUAAGCAUUGAAAGAAAGAUUGCAAUGUUC
Messenger RNA from Lycium barbarum (goji berry), 1135 nucleotides. RefSeq lists its product as uncharacterized. Lineage: Eukaryota; Viridiplantae; Streptophyta; Magnoliopsida; Solanales; Solanaceae. The record is from RefSeq and is a predicted model, not a curated record. The transcript has 5 exons. Bases 304 to 861 code for a protein of 185 amino acids.